This is a messenger RNA of Sturnus vulgaris (Common starling), 2296 nucleotides long. It is a transcript of the gene TRIM46, whose product is annotated as tripartite motif containing 46. Gene Ontology annotation, cellular component: main axon. Gene Ontology annotation, molecular function: protein binding; zinc ion binding. Gene Ontology annotation, biological process: microtubule bundle formation; axonogenesis; neuron migration. The record is from RefSeq and is a predicted model, not a curated record. Lineage: Eukaryota; Metazoa; Chordata; Aves; Passeriformes; Sturnidae.
AUGGCUGAGGGCGAGGACCUGCAGACCUUCACCUCCAUCAUGGACGCGCUCGUCCGCAUCAGCACCAGCAUGAAGAACAUGGAGCGGGAGCUGGUGUGCCCGGUGUGCAAGGAGAUGUACAAGCAGCCGCUGGCACUGCCCUGUACCCACAACGUGUGCCACGUGUGUGCCAGCGAGGUGCUGCUGCAGCACGGACACCUGUACUGCGACCCCACCUCCGAGCCCACCUCGCCUGCAGCCACCCCGUCCACCCGCAGCCCCCGCCUGGGCCGCAGGGCUGUCCCCAAACCCGAUCGGCUCGACCGCCUCCUGAAGUCAGGCUUCGGCACCUACCCAGGGCGCAAGCGGGGGGCCGUGCACCCCCAGACCAUCAGCUUCCCGUGCCCCGCCUGCCAGCGGGAUGUGGACCUGGGUGAGCGGGGUCUGGGCAGCCUCUUCCGUAACCUGACCCUGGAGCGGGUGGUGGAGCGGUACCGGCAGACCAUCAACAUCAGCGCGGCCAUCAUGUGCCAGUUCUGCAAGCCCCCGCAGCUGGAGGCCACCAAGGGCUGCACGGAGUGCAAGUCCAGCUUCUGCAAUGAGUGCUUCAAGCUCUACCACCCCUGGGGCACUCAGAAAGCCCAGCAUGAGCCCACGCCCCCCACCCUCACCUUCCGCCCCAAGGGGCUGAUGUGCCCGGAGCACAAGGAGGAGGUGACUCACUACUGCAAGACCUGCCAGCGGCUGGUGUGCCAGCUCUGCCGCGUGCGCCGCACCCACACCAGCCACAAGAUCACCCCAGUGCUCAGCGCCUACCAGGCCCUCAGGGAGAAGCUGACGAAGAGCCUCGCCUACAUCCUGAGCAGCCAGGACACGGUGCAAACCCAGAUUGCUGAGCUGGAGGAGACAGUGAAGCACACGGAGGUGAACGGCUCACAGGCCAAGGAAGAGGUGUCACAGCUAAUCCAGGGGCUCUGUACCAUGCUGGAGGAGAAGAGGGCCACGCUGCUGCAGGCCAUCGAGGAGUGCCAGCAGGAGCGGCUGGCCAGCCUGCACGGCCAGAUCCGGGAGCACCAGGCCAUGCUGGAGAACUCGGGCAUGGUGGGCUAUGCCCAGGAGGUGCUGAAGGAGACUGACCACCCCUGCUUUGUCCAGGCUGCCAAGCAGCUGCACAACAGGAUCCUCAGGGCCACCGAUUCGCUGCAGAGCUUCCGUCCUGCAGCCAACGCCUCCUUCAGCCACUUCCAGCUGGAUGUCAGCAGGGAGCUGAAGCUGCUCACUGACCUGGCCUUCAUCCGAGCGCCCGAGGCCCCCGUCAUCGACACGCAGCGCACCUACACCUACGACCAGAUCUUCCUGUGCUGGCGGCUGCCGCAGCACUCGCCGCCCGCCUGGCACUACACCGUGGAGUUCCGCAAGACCGACGCCAAGGCCAAGGGGCUGAAGCUGUGGCAGCGGCGGGAGGAGGUGCGGGGCACCUGCGCCCUCGUCGAGUACCUGGACACCGACAGCGUCUACGUGCUCCGGGUGAAGGGCUACAACAAGGCAGGCUUCGGCGACUACAGUGAGGACAUCUACCUGCACACGCCGCCCGCCCCAGUCCUCAACUUCUUCCUGGACAACCGCUGGGGCUUCAACCGGGACCGGCUGGCCAUCAGCAAGGACCAGCGCGCCGUGCGCAGCGUCCCCGGCAUCCCCAUGCUGUUCGCGGCCGAGCGCCUGAUGACCAGCUGCCACCUGUCCAUCGACCUGGUCAUCGGCGACGUGGCCAUCACCCAGGGCAAGAGCUACUGGGCCUGCUGCGUGGACCCCAGCUCCUACCUGGUGAAGGUGGGCGUGGGGCUGGAGAGCAAACUGCAGGAGUGGUUCCAGGUGCCACAGGACGUGGUGAGCCCCAGGUAUGACCCUGACAGUGGCCACGACAGCGGGGCAGAGGACACAACCGUGGAGGCGCCUCCUCCCUACGCCUUCCUCACCAUCGGCAUGGGCAAGAUCCUGCUGUCGCACGGCUCUGCCCUCACGUCCCGCGACCCCAACGGCUGCACCGUGCCCCUGCCCCCACGCAUCGGCAUCUGCCUGGACUAUGAGCAGGGCAAGGUGAGCUUCUACGAUGCUGUCUCCUUCCGUGAGCUCUGGGAGUGCGGCGUGGACUGCUCGGGGCCCGUCUGCCCCGCCUUCUGCUUCAUCGGAGGGGGUGCCCUGCACCUCCAGGAGCUGGUGGCCAACAAGCAGGAGCGGAAAGUGACCAUCGGGAACUUCGCCAAGCUGGACUGAGCCAUGCCCGUGGUGCCCGCACGCCACUGGCUCUGCCCCCUGG